AUGCACAAAGAUGUCUUCUCCGCUCACCUAACACUUCAUUGGCACUGGGUAGUGGACAAGCUGGGAUUCCUAUUUGAUGGUCUCCUAAGGCAAGUGCAAAUUUGUGAACUUUCAUCUUGUCAUUUCAGAGUCUACCUAACUUAACCCUAUGUAUUAUUACCAUGUGGUAAAAGUUUUAACUAUUUCUGCUCUAUGUAUACUCAAUGCCUAAACUAAAUGCACUAACUAGGAUAUAACAUGUGAUAUGACAGUGACAGUCCCAAACUCACCAUGGUGGUUGAAGAACUGAGACGAUUCCUCGGAGGCAGUGAUACUUCCUUAAAACUCUUCACAAAGUUCUGGCACUCCUAUGGCCACCCGAGAUCCUACGUCAGCCAGAGAGAAGCAGAGUUGGCCGUCAAACUGUCAGAGCUUAAGGCUGCCGUGAGUGUGAAUCCACAAGACUCCAUGGAGACCUUGUCAACUAAAGUGAAGCUACUGGCUGGGACUUCAUUGUCUGGACACAUUUGGGAAGUAACAGUCACUAUUGAGCAGGGAAAAAUAGAACAUCUUGAAGAAGGUAAUUUAAUGACAAACAAACAUGUUGACUCAGUUAUUUACUGGAAAACUUUGUUAAAGUAACAAAAAAUUAUCCUAACUAGAUAAGAUCCACAGACCUUUCAUUAAGCUUACUUAUAGCUAAGAACUCAUUUAAAACCAGGAUUUUUAGUAGAUAAGCUUGCAGUAUGCUUCCAUUUCAGGGAGUGGACAUUUCUGAAUAGAAAAAUUCUUCAAGCUACUUAUAUUACAUUACAUUCACUUAUAUUACAUUACAUUUACAGCUCUACAAACAUUGACAUCAGUCCUUGCUCAAUCUGGACUCAUGAAAUCAAACAAGAGUGCCAC
Molecule: messenger RNA, 885 nt
Organism: Lymnaea stagnalis (great pond snail)
Lineage: Eukaryota; Metazoa; Mollusca; Gastropoda; Lymnaeidae
Source: the annotation of a GenBank genome assembly